AGAAGAAACAUUAUAGUAUUAUACAACCAUAAAACCAUUUUUAAUUUUUCUUAGAGCAAAUUCAAGUUCAAAUUCGACAUUGACAUAGGUCAAUGAGAUUAUUUUUUAUUAGAUUUUCGAAAUGUUUUCCAGACAUAUUACUGCAGUUGUUGGUAUUUCAAGUUUUUGCCUUGGAAUAUGGAUGGAUAGACAAUAUAGGGAAUUAAAUGCAUUGCAUAGAAUACCAGGAUUUAAAAUAUUUGAUGCUGUGUACGCUGAUGGAAUUGUUACCAAUAAUCAGGAACUAAUUGUUAAUAAUGAACAGCGAAUAUCUCAGAUUAUGAAAUAUGGAUUUCCAAGUUUGGAUAAUGUACGUUCGUAUAAGAAUUUUGUUCUUUCUUAUGACCAAAGAAAUCGUAUACCCCAUUGGGUUCUAGAACACCUCACACCAGAAAGCAUACAGUAUAAUCCUAAUGUAGAUAGAGCGUCAUGUGACUUUUAUGAAGAUAAUUCAUUUCAUGAGUUUUUUCGGGCUACAAAUAAAGAUUAUAAGAAUAGUGGUUUUGACCGUGGACAUCUAGCAGCAGCUGGAAAUCAUAAAUCAAGUCAAGAAUUAAUUAAGCAAACAUUUGUCUUAUCAAAUAUUGCUCCACAAGUUGGUAAAGGAUUCAACCGAUCAGCUUGGAAUAAUUUAGAAAAAUAUGUUAGAAAAAAAGCAAAACAUAAUAAAAAUAUUUAUGUUUGUUCAGGUCCACUUUUUUUGCCUAAAAAAGGAGAUGAUGAAAAAUUGUGGAUCAAAUAUCAAGUAAUUGGUGACAAUCACGUUGCUGUUCCCACUCAUUUUUAUAAAAUUAUUGUUACUGAAAGUACAGAGUCUAAGUUUUAUUUAGAAUGUUAUAUAAUGCCGAAUCAAGUGAUUCCUGACGACAUACCGUUAAAAGACUUUCAAAUGCCUUUGGAAGUAAUUGAGCGUGCAUCAGGAUUACAAUUUUUUAAGCGAUUGACACUUGAUAAAUUUACAAAACUUAAUUAAUAAUUAGAACCAACAUAACUUAGUAUUUAACAUGUACAAUUAUGUAGGGUUUAGAUAUAUUAUUAUUUUAAUCAUAAUAAAAUUAUAUUUUUACCUACA
Molecule: messenger RNA, 1111 nt
Organism: Acyrthosiphon pisum (pea aphid)
Lineage: Eukaryota; Metazoa; Arthropoda; Insecta; Hemiptera; Aphididae
Product: endonuclease G, mitochondrial-like
Biological process (GO): apoptotic DNA fragmentation
Cellular component (GO): nucleus; mitochondrial inner membrane
Molecular function (GO): nucleic acid binding; RNA endonuclease activity; metal ion binding
Source: RefSeq, marked provisional